This is a messenger RNA of Penicillium waksmanii, 1551 nucleotides long. Its product is annotated as KH domain-containing protein. The transcript is spliced from 8 exons. The coding region runs from base 1 to 1551 and encodes 516 amino acids. The record is from RefSeq and is a predicted model, not a curated record. Gene Ontology annotation, molecular function: RNA binding. Gene Ontology annotation, cellular component: nucleus. NCBI's taxonomy places the organism in Eukaryota, Fungi, Ascomycota, Eurotiomycetes, Eurotiales, Aspergillaceae.
AUGGCCGACGACGAGCGCAAAACCAAGCGAUCUCGCUUCGACCAAACCGAACCAGAGCCUCGUCGCUCCCGAUUCGAUCGUCGUUCGCGAUCGCCAUCUGCCAAACAAUCUGAGUCCACUCGUACCCGCAGCCCGCUCAGUCGCGAACCCAAUAGCCCUGCCUCUAAACCUCCCACCGACCCUGCUGCGGCAGCAGCUGCCGCUGCGGCCAAGAUCAACGCCCAGCUUCAAGCCAAGAAGGGCAUCCAACAUGUUGAUGUCCCUCCAAUCCGUUCGACCGACAGCCCAGCAGGAGAAAACUCCGCUGAUGCGGACGGCAAGCCUCGCGAGUCGUAUGUUACGGAUGGCGACUACAUCAAGGAUCUUGAGAUCAACGAUCUGCGCAAUCGCUACACCUUGACGAAAGGUUCUACUCAGAAAUUGAUUAAAGAUGAAACUGGCGCCGGUACGCCCUCUUUCUGUUAUUUUGACGAAAAGAUUUAUGACUUACUGUUUUACAAGAUGUCACGACCCGCGGAAGCUAUUUCCCAGACAAAAGCAUGUCGACAGCGGCUGGCAUUCCUGACCACACUUCUUAGAACCCCCCCUCUCUAUCUUCACAUCACAAGCCAAACCAAAGAAGGCCUCGACAAGGCCGUCGAAUUGAUUGACGAUAUGAUGAAAAAGGAACUCCCUAACCUGGUCGACGAGCGUCGGUUCCGCCGACGGGAACCCGAACAGCAGGUUGAGCGGGAUGAGUACGGCCGUCGCAAAUGGCCGGAUGAGCGUAUCCCAAUUGACCUGGAGCCCAUUCCCGGAUUCAAUCUGCGUGCCCAGGUUGUUGGUCAGGGUGGUGCGUAUGUGAAGCAUAUCCAACAGAAGACCCGCUGCCGUGUCCAGAUAAAAGGCCGUGGCUCUGGAUUUAUUGAAUCCAGUACUGGCCAAGAAAGUGACGAGUCGAUGUUUUUGCACGUUGCUGGUCCGGAUGCCAAUGAUGUCCAAGAAGCAAAGGCACUGUGCGAAGAUUUGCUUGCCAACGUCCGUGAACAAUACCAGCGCCACAAAGAUAAUCCGCCUCAGUACAACAACUACGGUGAUCGCGGCGGCUACCGCGGAGGUGAUCGGGGUGACCGUGGUGACCGUGGUGAUCGCGGCGAUCGCGGCGACCGAUACCAUGGGGAUCGUUACCAAGGCGGCGGUCGUGGCGGUGGUUACGGCGGUUACAACGACCGUCAUCAGCACUCGAACUCUCCUGCUGCUGCUAGUCCCGGUGGCCAAGGCCAGGCCGCUACUGGAUCCGGUGCUACCGCCAACAGCGCCGCUGACUACAGCGCACAGUAUGCACAGUACUACGGAGCUGACCCCUAUGCCGCCUACGGUGGAUACCAAAACUAUGUCGCCUACUACCAAUACUACCAAGCAGCCGCCGCUCAACAGCAACAGCAGCAACAAGCGGCAGAGACCGCUCCUCCUCCACCUCCUCCGGCGAGUGAGGCACCGCCUCCCCCUCCCGGUGGAGCCCCUGGUGGAGGAGGUAGCUACAGUGCGAUCCCUCCUCCACCCGGCCUGUAG